UCUAGCUUCAAGUGACAGCAAGGUUGAGCGUUGGUAGCAAAGCUGCAGUUGCAACAGUGCUUUAUCUACAGUUUCUACAGCUGUCUCGGUGUAGUAUCUGAAGAACAGCAUGGGGGUCUAUCAAAUGUCUAAAUAUUUUGCCUACUGAGAUGAGUAGUGUUGUCAUUCGUGAACUGCCUCUCCCUUUGGUUGCAGUUCAAAACAUGCAUAAUGAUAACAUGCUGGCCAAAAAAUCCGCACACGAUAUACAGAAAAUCUGAGUAAAGUGGACAAAGAACAUCCCACAGUAUAAAGAACUCAACACAGGCUUCCCUGGAAACUAUUAUUUUGGGAGAUCAGUCACAGGAGUCAGUGUGAGAAAGGUUAUGAAAAAGAACUUUGAACGCUGGUGGAUUACACAGCUCUGCUUUCCAGAUACUGCCAGACCUUUACACAGUUCUCUCUUCAAAGAACUUAAAUAUUCCUGAAUUCUAAUGUGGGACAGGAAGGAAAUAUAAGAGGACUGUUUGUUUAUUUUUUUAAGCAAGAAAACCGGAAAGAAGAAAAAGACAAUAACAGCACUUCUCCAUUCACAAAAUGGCUGAAUGUUUACCUAGCAGCACACCAGAGCCUAUCUGUGGCCUUUGCCUAAGUGUCAGCAAAGUGCCCGUGAUGCUCAUCUGUUGGCAUCCCUUCUGUCUGAAAUGCAUAGAAAACUUCUGGCACCAAAACUCUGCAUACAAUCACUCUUGUCCAAUAUGCAUGCGGGUAGCUACAUCCCCUGAUCUACCUGUACAUCAGUCUGCACCUGUACUUUGUGAUGUGUGUGUGGGGAACAAACAGUCAGCUGAGAAGACAUGCCUGACAUGUAUGGCAUCUUUCUGCGCCAUCCAUAUUCAGCCCCAUUUCAGCACAGAGACAUUGCGCAAUCACAAGCUUUCAGAACCACUUGAGAACCUGACAAAGAGCUCGUGUUCUGAGCACCACAAGCUACUGGAGAUGUUCUGCAAGAACUGUAAGGUUUGCAUCUGCAGUCUCUGCCCUAUCUUUGGAAAGCACAAGAACCACAGCAUUAGCAUCAUAGAGCAAGAAGUGGAGGAAAAAAAGAAUGUUGUCAAGAACAUCCUUAAGACAUUACAUUACAAGAGGAAUCUGGAAAUUCACAACAUCAAAAAGAUGGAGCAAGGAAUAGUAGAUGUCAGGGCUAGUGCUGUAGACAGUAAAGCAUGGCUGGCAGGAAAAUUUACUGACCUCCGACUUCUGAUUGAUGAAGAAGAAACUUCAGCCAAAGAAGUCAUUGAGAAAGAAAGCCAAUGUGCAAUUGAAAUCUUUGAUAAACAAAUAGUCAGCUGUCAAGAUAGAGUGGAGGUAAUGAACAGCUUUGAAGAGAAACUACGCCAGAUAGAGCAACAAUCAAACCAAGUCAAGCUACUACAGGAUGUUGUAGCAGCGGAAAAGGAAAUUCUACUACAUCAGAAACCAGCAGAAGAACUACAUCCAGUCCCAUUAACAUUUGAAAAGAUAAGAAAGUAUGCUGACCACUUUGUAGAAACCAUUCAAUCAACUGUGCGUAAACCACUGAAUAAACGGCUUCAGGAAGGAAAUAUAAAUGGCCCAAGAGCUUCAUCUUACCAAGACCCUGCAUCAGUGGUGAAGUUAAAGCUUCCAGAGGAAAGGCAUCUUUUUCUGAGAUAUGCCAGGUCUCCAACCCUAGAACUUGACUCACUGCACCCUAGACUAAAGUCAUCUGAAGAUCGUCAGACAGUGAGUUGUACUUGGAUUCGGAAAUUCUUUUGUGAUACUCCUCAGCAGUUUGAAACAUUGUGGCAAGCAUUAAGUAAGGACUCCUUUUAUGCUGGGUGUCACUACUGGGAGCUUGACCUACUGAAUACAGGUAAAGGCUGGUGGGUAGGAGCAGCUUACCCUUCUAUUAAAAGGAAAGGAGAUACUGAAUCUUCUCGUCUAGGUUGGAAUAAAGCAUCAUGGUGUAUAAAAUGGUUUGACACAGAGUGCUGGGCAUUUCACGAUGGGGAAAAGAAGCCUAUACGUGUUAAAAGUAGACCAGAAAGAGUUGGUGUCUUUUUGGACUAUGAAGCUGGAAUCUUGUCUUUCUAUGAUGUGCGGCAAGGAAUGCAACAUUUAUAUACAUUUCAUUCUAAGUUUACUGAACCUCUGUACCCAGCUUGCAGACUAUGGGAUGGAGCAAUUACGUUUUGCAAGCUAACAUGAUAAUAAUGACCACUACUCACAAUGGGAGUAUGAAUUCUGUAUAAUAAACAAGUUACUACUUAAAUUUAAUACUGUGAGCUGACUCCAUGGAAGAAAAUCAUUAAAAUGAUAUCUAUAGGAUGUUAUUUAAUCUUAUUAGUUUACUAACAUAUAGAGCUGCAAUGGGGAUAUACAGUGUAAUUGUUUUUUUUUUCCAAAUAGGUAUUUUCAAUUUCAUCUAAUCUAUGUGAAAAAAAAUUAAAUCUGUACAAGGAAACUGUUAAGUGACACAAGCACAAGUAACUGCAGUCAACAAUGUGAGAAAAUAAGUCUUAAGAUUUUACAGCACAUUGUGGAAAGUCUUAUCAAUACUGUCUGAUCAGUACAUGACCUGCUUUUCAGUUCAUUUUAAUAAAAUAUGUAUAUAUAAGCCAUUCAUAAAUGUUUUGCCAGCUCAUGUGAAUAAACAGUUGUAUCAUUUUCAUGGGAUUUAGAAAGCCAAUUGCAAGUAGCUGAAAUGUGAAGUGACAAGUUGUUACUAUGGUAGAUUUCCAGAUAGGAAAAGAUUGUUAAAAACAGAAUAUACAAAUGGCAUAGUCUUCCUGCAAAAAGACGACCUUAAUAUAAUGGUACAGAAUUUUGGUACUUGCUUACAAAGUGUUCAAAUAUCUAAAUGUAAGUUUUGCAUGUGAUCCAGCACACAUGAAUGUUUAAAGGAUUGCAAAGAAUUAUCUAGACCUUAUAGCUGAGACCUUUCAUACAUUCAAAGGUUCAUAGGUAAGUACUAGAUUAGCUGCCCUUGUUGGACAUUUUAUUCCUAGCCAGUUUUGCAUUUCGUGUUCAGAAUAACCUAUUCUAUUUGGUUAUAGAUUGGCCUUAACCAUCCCAUGGUCAAUAAUUAUAUAUUACAACUAAUGUGAAUAAUUGGGAUCAUACCUUAGAUAUUUUGAGGGGACCUAUGAUUGUGAUAAAUUAUUUAGGAAUUGCAUCUGUCCAUUAGUAGCACAGGAAGCAGUCCUGGAGUACAUUUUCUGUUUCC
Messenger RNA from Protopterus annectens (West African lungfish), 3226 nucleotides. RefSeq names its product tripartite motif containing 14 (gene TRIM14). Lineage: Eukaryota; Metazoa; Chordata; Ceratodontiformes; Protopteridae. The record is from RefSeq and is a predicted model, not a curated record. The coding region runs from base 577 to 2208 and encodes 543 amino acids. The transcript has 8 exons. Gene Ontology annotation, molecular function: protein binding; zinc ion binding.